Musa acuminata AAA Group (dessert banana) is the source of this 1233-nucleotide messenger RNA. Its product is annotated as syntaxin-22. Gene Ontology annotation, molecular function: SNAP receptor activity; SNARE binding. NCBI's taxonomy places the organism in Eukaryota, Viridiplantae, Streptophyta, Magnoliopsida, Zingiberales, Musaceae. Gene Ontology annotation, cellular component: endomembrane system; membrane; SNARE complex. The record is from RefSeq and is a predicted model, not a curated record. The transcript has 7 exons. Gene Ontology annotation, biological process: vesicle fusion; intracellular protein transport; vesicle-mediated transport. Bases 226 to 1047 code for a protein of 273 amino acids.
AUUUUUUCCUCUUCGUAUCCCAACCUCUUUAUUUCGGUUCUUCCCCCGCGAAUUCGACGAAGCCUUCGAUCUUUCGAUCGCUGUUCUUCCUCAAUUUCUUCCUUCGCGAGUCCCCACUGCCUCCGAUCGACAGGAUCGACCACGGAUUUCUAGGGUUACGGUUCGGGUUUGGGAUUUGUUCCUUGCUCCCCCUCUUUCUAUCUGCUAGGAAUCGAGGGGGAGAGGAUGAGCUUCCAGGAUCUGGAGUCGGGGUGGCCGGUCACCGGCCGGAGGGAUCUGACCAACGGGCGACAAGAUUCGACGCAGGCCGUCGCUGCCGGGCUGUUCCAGAUCACCACGGCCGUCCGUAACUUCGAGCGCCUCGUCAACACGAUCGGCACCCCCAAGGACACCCCCGAGCUCCGCCAGAAGUUAUGCAAUACAAGGCUACAAAUUGGACAGUUAGUUAAAGAUACUUGUGCCAAACUUGAACAAGUUAGUGAAACAGACCACCGCCUUGAAGUUAGUGCAAACAAAAAAGUAGCUGAUGCAAAACUUGCAAGGGAUUUCCAACAUAUUCUGAAAGAGUUCAAGAAUCUUCAAAGGCUUGCAGCUGAAAGAGAGACUGCAUAUAUGCCAUUGGUUCCCCAAGCAGUUCUUCCUUCAAGUUAUGCUGCAAUUGAAGCUGACUCUAAUUCCAACAACACACUUGAACAACGUGCUGUACUUGCAGAGUUUAGAAGGCAAGAGGUGCUGUUGUUGGAUAAUGAGAUUAUUUUCAAUGAGGCAAUCAUCGAGGAGAGAGAACAGGGUAUUCAAGAGAUUCAGCAGCAGAUUGAUCAGGUGAAUGAAAUCUUCAAGGACCUUGCCGUGCUGGUUCAUGAUCAAGGAGUUGUAAUUGAUGACGUCAACACUCACAUCGAGAACUCCCACGCGGCAACUGCACAAGGAAAAACCCAACUCAAAAAGGCAGCAAAAACCCAAAAGUCAAAUUCAUCCCUGAUGUGCUUGCUUUUGGUGAUUUUUGGGAUCGUCCUCCUCAUUGUGAUCAUAGUCAUCGCAGCAUAAUCAUAUAGACUGUAGCACACUUAAAACCUUGGUCUGUUUCUCCAGUUCAAUGCCUUAACAGACUAGGAUGCUCCAAGGUCAUCCCACUGUGAUGUAUGGUUUGCUGCAACCGUGCCUGAGCUUGUGAUAUGAUUUGUUUGUAAGAGCACAUGAUGAUGAUGAUCUUUGGUUGCAUUUGUGCCCUCA